UUUCAAACGAUUCCUUCCUUUUCGAGCUUAGAGAGAGAGGGAGGGAGAGGGAGAGGGAGAGAAGGAGCGGGGGGAAAUGCUGAGUAACUGUGAGAAGACCAUGCUUGUCAUCCCUUCAACCGCUAACGAAUGGACACAGGAUCAGAUGAUAGAUGAGAAGCGCUUGAACAACAGUAUGGCUUCAACAGGUAGUCCGCUCAUGGAAAAAAACACACCACCCCAACAACAGCAGCAGCAACUUCAACCUCUGAAAUGUCCUAGAUGUGAUUCCUCCAACACCAAGUUCUGCUACUACAACAACUACAGCUUGUCCCAGCCCAGGCACUUCUGCAAGGCCUGCAAGCGAUACUGGACCCGUGGUGGAACCCUAAGGAAUGUCCCUGUCGGCGGUGGCUGCCGCAAGAACAAGCGCGUCAAGCGCCCUGCCUCGGCCUCAGCCACCGACACGGCUCCUUCUUCUUCCGCUAGUGCUACAUCAGAUCAUCAUCCCCCUCCUCAUAAGACCCACAUGGAGAAUCUCUCCUCAAGUUGCUCUAACCACAACAGCAACCCCAUGAAUUUGGGCCCUUUGUUUUAUGGUAACCCAGCUGAUCAAAUGAGCAAUAAUCUUGCAUUUCCUAGGCUCACUUCUUCUUCUUCUCUGUAUGAUCUGCAUCCUCAGUUGAGUGCUCUCGGGCUAGGGUUUUCGUCAUCUGCGAUCAUCCCUGCAAAUUCUUGUGCAGACACCAGCAGUUUGCAAGAAGGGUUUAAUGCUAAUAAUGCCUCAGGCCUCAAUGUUCAAGAUUUGGCCCAAAUCACGAACCCACUUCUUCUUCCAAGCUAUAGUUCCAUGUUUGGCACUUCUUCAUCACCAUCAUCUUCCUCUUCUUGUUCCACCACCACCACCAUCGCUUCUCUGCUUGCAUCUAGCUUUCACCAUCAGCAGCAGAAAUUCAUCAAUGCCUCAGGCCUGAGAGAAUCUAGAGCACUAGUCCAUAAUAAUUUCAAGCCUAUGUCUCCAGUGGAAGAGUUUCAAGGGCUUCGUAGCAACAGUGAAGUCAGGAUUGAAGGAGGCCAAAGCAGAAAUAUAGGGUGGAAUGGGAGUAUUCCGUGCCAGAACCCGGUGGAUCAAAUCGGGCUAUCGGCCGAUCCAGGAUCGAUUUGUUGGAGCUCAUUAAAUGUGGGCAAUUCUUGGCAUGAUCCCACUAGUAUUGGUCUUCAUCAGUCCCUUCUUUGAUCUAGCCCAGAGAAAAAAAGAAAGUAAAAAAUAUUCAUUCUUCAGCUACACAUCUCCCUCUCUCUUUCUUAGUGAUCUUGGGCUUCUUUCAGCUUAUGAAACUACCCUAACUAGGUGUGUGAGUUCCUUCUGAGUUUUUCUUCUUUUCUUUUCUUGGUUCAUGGUUUGGAGGGGUUUUUCUAGGAAAAUGGGUAAAGGAGAAAAAAAAAAUAUAUGAAGAAUGUGAAGUGAUUUGUAAUGAGAGAAGCUUGGAUCGGAGCGAUCAUGUCAGCUGCAAAAGGAAAAAUAAGAGGAGGAGAAAUUUCAGCCUGUUUGGUUUUAUCAGUCGCAGGUUGAGAGAGAAAAAUCAUCCUUAUUGCGCUGAGAGGAACCUCGGAUCCUCUUCAUGUCUCAUCAUCGUCAACACCAUCAUCAUCAUCACUUUGGGGCUGCUGGGAAUUUCUUGAAGAAAGGACCUUUGGCUUUUGCAUCUUUUUAUCUAGUGCUGUAAGUUGGUCAUUGGUGUUUCCUUUUUCUUUUGAUGUUUCUCUACGUGUAUAUACAUUUGCAUGACUUAAUUUGCACUUUAUUCCUAGCCUUUGGGAAACUUAAAUUGGAGGUAUACAAUGUCUUCAAUGGGAUCAUUGAACUAAUCUAUUUAGUUUCUUUAUUUUGCUUUUGGGGAAUUUUCCUUUUGGAGUGAGAAGAGUUGGGUAUAGUAGCAUAGAAAAGAGGGAGAUUGUUUCUUAUUUGCAAUGUGAACCGUUCCUUUUAUGCGAUGGAUCAUGCCGUUAUAUAUAUAUAUUUUUUUU
Eucalyptus grandis is the source of this 2007-nucleotide messenger RNA. Its product is annotated as dof zinc finger protein DOF1.4. Lineage: Eukaryota; Viridiplantae; Streptophyta; Magnoliopsida; Myrtales; Myrtaceae. The record is from RefSeq and is a predicted model, not a curated record. Bases 77 to 1216 code for a protein of 379 amino acids. The transcript has 2 exons. Gene Ontology annotation, biological process: regulation of DNA-templated transcription. Gene Ontology annotation, molecular function: DNA binding; DNA-binding transcription factor activity.